This is a messenger RNA of Chlamydomonas reinhardtii, 9237 nucleotides long. RefSeq lists its product as uncharacterized. Gene Ontology annotation, cellular component: membrane. Lineage: Eukaryota; Viridiplantae; Chlorophyta; Chlorophyceae; Chlamydomonadales; Chlamydomonadaceae. The record is from RefSeq and is a predicted model, not a curated record. The transcript is spliced from 27 exons. The coding region runs from base 242 to 8218 and encodes 2658 amino acids.
CUGUCGACCUGCGUUAUGAACGUCGCGCGGGACGAGUCACAGAGUGAGACGAAGAAGCUUCUCAGGCUUAUCUCCUUGCAGCGCCUCUGUCGACUGGCUUUUAUCUUAAACUUCUGUGACCUAAGCAGACUUCCAGAAAAUGCAUUCCUUAGCAGGCCGUCGGGAGCUUCCCCAGUAGAGUUAAGCAAACUGGGCUGACAUCCACUUCAUUGAUACAAAUUUGGCUUUCAUUAUGUGUGCAAUGCACUCGGAAAAUAUUCAUCCGGGCUGGUUCUUCUUCGCGCUCGUGUGCUCGGCGACGCUCUGCACCCUACCUACGCACGUAAUCGCUGCAUCAGAUGCACCACCUCCUUUUUCCGACGCUGUAGCCCCGGCGGACGAACCCCCACCACUGGUCCGUAGAAACUCGGACCCGCCACCGCCACUGCCAUCACUUCCCCUUCCACCCUCGCCAUCGCCACCUGUCUCCCCGCCGCCCCGCGCCUCCCGCCCGCCGCCCUCACCUCGACCCCCGGCGCCGCCUUCCGUCGUCUACACAAUAGCCGGCGCGCGCCUCAGCCUCUACCCAUUCGCUUACAUUCGCCCCAACGCCACCUACCCAAACGGCGUACUCGUGCCGCUCACAAACGCUACGGCGGGCGGGCUGGGCUACAUCAUUGCUGCCGUCGCGCCCUCCAACGAAACCGGCGCACCACUCCCUGCCGGCAACCCGACCGGCAUCCCGGUCUGCCUCCCAGGGUUUGACAACAUCGCGGCGGCGCUGGCGUGCCGCGCGGCGGGUCUGGCCGGCGGCCGUCAGGUGGCCACGGGCAGCAGCAGCGGCAGUGGCAGUAGCGGUGGCGGCGUCGGCGGUGGCAAUGGCACUGGCAGCAAUGCCACGUACCCGAAUCUCAGCUUCGGGCCGGGACGCGUGGGGAACUUUCGCAUUGUACGGAACGUGGCUUGUCCGUACUGGGCCACUUCACUGGCGUACUGCCAAGCGGAGCUCGUGGACUGGGCGGGUGCUGGCGACUGCGCCUCGGUGACGGCGGUGGUGUGCGACAAGGGGGGUUCGCCCCCGCCCUCGCCCCCGCUGCCGAGCCCCCCCGAGCUGGACGCGCCGCCACCUGGCGAGGCCCCACCAGAUCUCGGGCUCCUUGACUUGGAUAUUGUUGUGGGCUGGACGUACGACGGUGUGGAUUACGAGCUCGGCUAUGAUCACACUUCCGUACGCGGCGGGCUGUACGGCGGCAACAACCUGGACAACAGGACGAGCUGGGAGCGCGUGUAUUGGCCGCGUGGCAGCACGCCUGACGCGACGACGUACCACGUGUGUGUGCGCUGGUUCACGGGCUCUCGCUCCCUGCAGUUGGACCUAGAACUGGAGGUGACAGUGGCGGGCGCGUUGGCGUACAGCGAGACCGCUGUGUGGGGCACGUGGUUGACCCGCAACUCGCAGUGCACGCCCGACGCCAACGGCUACAUCGGCAGCUACAGCUACACGGCUGCAGGCAGCGGCAGCAGCAGCAGCGUCGGGGGCGCCACUGGCAGUAGCAGCGGCGGCCCGCCCGCGCUGCAGUUCCUGGUGGCUUGGGGCGAGAGAAGCUCGCCCCCGCCUAAUCCGCCGCCGCAGCUGCCUCCGACCCCUCCUCCGCCACCACCGCCGCCACCGCCGCCGCCACCUGUCGUGCCGCCAGGCAUGGAGCCAGUGUGCCUGGACACGACCUAUGUCGCUGGGCGCGUCCUGGAGGUGUUGGGCGCCACGGACGGCCCAGCCGCAAGCUCCGUGGGCAGCUGCCUGCAGGCCUGCCUCAACCGCCAGCCCAGAGACUGCCAAUUCAUCGUGUACGACGGAAUGCUAGGAACGUGCUACCUGAAAUCAGACUUCCUGGUCACCAACGCCACGUCUGAGGACGCGGUCAGCUCCGACGAGUACGGCGAGUCGGGCCACAACCCCGACACGACCGUGUGCAUCACGCCGCCUGUUGUGUCCCAAGUCCUCGACGACGCUGGCAUGCCGGUUGUCAGCAGCCGCGGCAACUACGUCUGCACCCACGGCUGGGACCUGCGCGGCCGUGUGCUGGGCGUGGGUGACCGCUUCGCGACCCAGGAGGAUUGCGCGGCGGCAUGUGACCUCAACGCACAGUGUCAGUACUACGUGUACGACACUUCUGAAUCCAGCCCGUGCGCCCUGCUGUACGACGUACUGGCCGGCCACCCCAAGUACAAGUUCAGCUAUGACUCGGAGGCGGCGGCGUGUGUGAAGGCACUGCGGCCCAACGCGCCCCGCCGCCUGGAGCUGCCCGCCCUCUCCGGCCUAGGCAUGGAUCUGGCAGCCCUGGCGGGCCCCGACACGGACGGCAGCUGGCCAGCCAUCUCCGUCCGCAACACCGGCGGCGGCGCCAUCGUCGUCUAUGCCUGGCUGGUCUCCUUUGACAGUGGCCUGGGCACAGGCGGCGGCGCGAGCAGCAGCGGCGGCGGCGGCAGCGACCCCAAGCUCUACGACCCUAUCACCGGCAUCGCUGCGGUGCCCGCGGUGCCGCUGUGCGCAGGCGACGGCAGCAGCGGCUGGGGAGACGCGCAAGCAGCGCGGCUGUGCCGCGACGUGGGCUUUGCGGGCGGCUACGUCGCGGCCGGCGGCGCGGAUUCGGCUGUGGAGGCGCUCCACCUUCCUGGAGGCGCGGUGACGGGCCUGAGCUGCCCUGACCGUGGCGGCAGUGACGUGCCGCUGCUGCAGUGCCGCGGGGUGGUGGAGGAGGACCGCGGCUGCGAGCGCGUGGCCGCGGCCUUCUGCACGCCCGCACCGCCGCCGCCACCGCAGCCGCCUUCGCCGCCGCCGGUCGUGUCACCGCCGCCUCCGCCGCCGCCACCGCAGCCGCCUCGGCCCAAGUCUGCCACCCGGACUGCCAGGCUGAGUGACCUGGCGCAGACCGUGCUUCCCUACGCUCACGGCGUGCUGGGCGUCAGCGCCGACCUCAGUGCCUACGCCGGCGGCAUGCCGCCGCUCGUGUCCGUGGACAAGCCACGCGGCUUCGUGUGGGCUGCCACAAGCCACGGACCUGUGCUGCCCGUGUGUGCGGCGGGCGGUGGCAGCGGCGGUGACGGCUGGAACGACGCCGCCGCUGCGCUCGCGUGCCGCGCCGCCGGCUUCCCCGGCGGCCGGGCUGGCAGGGCCGUGGUGAACCUGCGGAAGCAACUCACAGCCAUGAUUACGAACGUGACGUGCGGGGGCGAGAGCAACGGCAUCGGCGACUGCAGCGGCGUGUUUGUGGAGUAUGGGCGGUGCCUGCGGCUGGCUUCUGUGGAGUGCAACUGGGAGCCCCCGCCCGGCCUGGCUCCGCAGUCGGCCCUCUUCGACGCAUAUGAGGGCGUCCGAACCUCUUCGCAGGGCGUCACCGCCUGGCGCGACCCCCGCACCCAGGACCAGACCCAGCCGCUGCAGCUGACCAUGUCUGGUACCUGCGGCUACGACAACAGCAGUACGGAGGCGGGCGGCGGGUACGGCAGCGUGGUCUUUGACGGCCGUAGCUGCCUUGGAAGGCUGGGUGUCAACCUGCCGGCUUGGAGCAGUGCCCGAACCGCGCCGUUCACUCUCCUGGUGGUGGCGAAGUUGGACGUGCCGGUAUCGGCUCGUCCCACAGACUCGUACAGCCUCAUCCAAAUCAGCCGCACCCCGACGGACUAUGACUUUGAGGCGGCGUUCCAGGUGGCAACACGCGGCAACACUAGCAGCAGCUUCCUGUACGACAACCAGGCAGGGCAGGCCUUCGGCAAGCUCGUCAUGCCUGCCUCGUACGAUGAGUGGGCGAUGUACGUCUUUGUACGACAGCCGGGCGGUACGGCGGCGGCGGUGUACCGCAGCUCGCAGCCGCGCAAUGGCGGCGUGGGCACCUUUCCCGGAGGCGUGGAGCUGAUCGCCUCCCAGUCGGUACCGCCGCCGGGGGUUUCAGUUCAGCCCGACAACUUGGUGCUUGGCGCUGACUGGCGCGACAACAACACAUUCGUGAAGGGGCGGUUGGCGGUUGCGGCGGUUUACACAACCGCCUUGGAUCUGGGCCAACUGAACGACCUGUACAACUUAUAUGCGCCGCGCUUUGGCUGGGCGCGCGCACCUAGACCCGGGCCCCCGAGCCCGCCCUCGCCUGCACCCAACGUGCCGUACCCUCCCCAAGGCCCAGCACCUCCCGACCAUGCGUCCGGCGACGCGCCGCCGCCCUGGGACGAGGGCGUGGGGUCCGUGACCAUCAGCAGCCCGCCGCCCUUCCCCAGCGGCUUCUUCAGGCCCAACUGGCCCAUCGCCAUCCUGACACGCGACACCUACGUGGGGUGCUUCGACGGGGACCCACGGUACCCCGCCGCCACUGACCCGGCCGGCGACAGCGGCGGCGGUGCCAUCCUGCCGUACUGCCUGAUGUACGAAGUCGACAACAUGACGGCGCAGCUGUGUGCGGAGGCGGCGCGGUCGGGAGGCUUCAAGGCGUACGGCCUCGCGGACGGCACCACCUGCCUUGCCGCCUUCGACCCGCAGCCUGCGGCCGCGCUGCUGGGGGUGGCGCCGCAGGGCGAGUGCAGCACGCGGUGCGGGGGUGACCAGCAGCAGGCGUGCGGCGGCGACGGCUCCUUCGACCUGUUCCUGGUGGGCUCGGCGGGCAGCAGCCUGCCAGGAACGGACCCAAGCUCGGGCUUGGGAUCAGUCUCGGCAGCGUACCUGGGAGUCCGGCUGAGCGGUGGCUUCUCCAGCGCUGCUGGGCGAGUCGAGGUCCAGCUGGAGGCUGGGGGGCAGUGGGGCACUGUGUGCGGCCUGCCCGCCUUUGGAGAUGUGGAGGCGGAGCUGGUGUGCCGCACUCUGGGCUUUAGUACCGGCAUUGCCGUGUUCCAGCCCGCCCCGAGGAGUGCCGCUCUCAUCCUGAUGAGCGACGUGUCCUGCAACGUCUCCAUUCAUGCGCAAUUCUCGGAGUGCGCUUCGUCGCGGGGUGCCGCUGUGGACCGCACGUGCACGCACACCAACGACAUGGGCGUGCGCUGUUUCAGCACGGAGACGCGCCCUCUGCCCGAGAUCGCCACCAGCAUGAUUCCCCACACCUGGUCGCUAGACACGCAAAGCUGGGGCGGUCAGCUUGCGGAGGACGACGGCAGCGUGGGCUAUGUGUGGUCGUACGUGCCAUCGGCCGCCGCCUGGCUGCCCGUUUGCCACCCAGGCGCCUUCGACGACACGGCCGCCACCCUGGCGUGCCGGCAGGCGGGCUUCGGCAGCGGUACGGCAUUGCCGUACGACGAGUGGGGCGUGGCGAGCCUGGGGCUGCUGAGUCAGACGCAGGUGCUUCGCGACGUGCGGUGCGUGGCGGGCGCUAGCUCGCUGCGGGGCUGCACAGGCAGCCUGGCGCCUGUGGCCAUGUGCCGGAGCCUCGUGACCGUCAAUUGCACCUAUGACCCGCCCGAGCUGUCCGUGGCGUUGGUUGACGGCCCCGACGGCGACCCGAACACUGGCAGAGUUGAGGUAACAAUUGACGGCGAUGGGAAGCCGAUAUGCUUCGACAACGAAAUGCUGGAGCCCACCAGCCCGACUGUGGACCUGCUCUGCCACACGCUGGGCUACCGUGGCGGUGGCCGCGCAUCUCGCGGCCCGCAGGAGCUCAAUGCAACCAACCUCGUGGGCUGGCUGACCGGGCUUGCCUGCCCCCCCGGCGCCGAGUGGCUGUCUCAGUGCAGCUUCGGCCGUGUGACGUCGGCAGGAUCGCCGUCCGCGGUGCUCAGCGAGUGCCCCAGCAAACGCCCGCUGCAGCUGCGCUGCUUUGACACGGCGCCACCCCCAGCACCGCCGGCGCCGCCACAGCGGCCCCCCGCCACACCGCGCCAACCGCCGCUCGGAAACCGCCAAAAGGCGGACACGUGCGUGUACAUCCGCAUCACGACCCGCCCGCCCUUUGAGGAACGCAGAUCCUCCCUGCUGCGCCUCCCGUCUUCCGAGUGUGUGCCCUUCGCGUCCGACGUGGCACGGGAAAUAGACCUGGCGGCCUUCGAGUUGGGCGUCAAGUUGCGGCGACCCUUCAGCGACACGGAAGGCGGCUGCGACGGGCUGGGCAUGCAGGUGUGCGGCGUCUUCGAGGUCCCCAACCGCGAUCGUAUCUGGUUCGCUCGCGGCGGCAGGCCCGUGGAGGAUUUGCCAAAGCUGGCUCCGUUCUUUGUGGCCGCGCUGCCGCGCUGGAUUGAUCGGGUGUUCGGCGGGCCGGGCUGCAACGACACCAGCCUCGGCUACGGCGUCUCGGCCUUCCUGCAGGAUAAGAAUGGGCAGGUGCAGUUCAAGAGCACGCGGACCUGCGCGGAGGUGUCCUCCCCACCGCCGCCGCCACCUCCGCCGGCACCGUUGGCGCCAGCCCUGCCGCCCGGGGCCGUGCCGCCGCCGUCACCUCCAGAAGCGGAGCCACCUGCUGGCGAGCCGCCGGCGGUUGACUACUUCUGCACCGGCUGCGUGGAGAUUGUGAUGACGCCUCGGGAGGGGACGUUGGGUCAGUCGCCGCCCAUGGAGAUGCCCCCGGCCGCUCCGCCAAAUGACGGCUUGGAGCCCCCACCCUCUCCAUCACGACCGCCGCCGCCGACGCCGCAGACGCUCUACGGCAACGGCUGGCCCAUCGACCCAGACUUCUGUCGUACCGCCGCGGCGGAGAUCUCAACCGUCAUCAACCGCGCCGCCAACGACUUCCGGGCGGUUUGGAGCCAACCGUUUGCCCUGGCCGAGUGCGACCCCAACCCGUACCGUCCCGUGCUGCGCGUGUGCGGCGUGCUCGACUUCGUCCCCGUGCAGCUUGAGAAGCUGCUGCAGGACGAGGGGCAGGGCCCGCGCACGUGGCUACAGCCGUACCUCAUGCCGUACAACCCGGACACGUACGACUACAGCAACAGCCCCGACGAGGAGCUGUGCCUGCCGCGCUUCCGCAGCCUCGACACCAACGAGCACAUCUACGACAUCUCCGUACGCAUGGUCAGCAACGACACCUUUGGCAUGCAGUGCCUGGGCAACGCGUCGUACGACGUGUCGUGCGCCAUCCCCGACACCGACUACUCCUCGCCGCCGCCCCCGUCCCGUACUCCCCCACCGGCGAUUGCAUCAUUAGCGCCGCCUCCACCACCAGACCGACCAGACUUCCCUCCGCCGCCCAGGCGCCCUCCCACGCCACCCCGCCCGCCACCGCCCAGCCCGCCGCCGCCCUCACCGCCGCCGCCGCCACCCUCUCCACCGCCACCGCCGCCGCCCUCACCGCCACCGCCGCCGCCGCCCACCUGCCAGAUAUGCGCCACUCUGGACUACGCCGCCGGCAACCCGCGUUUCGCCUUUUUGCGGCCAACGCACUGCGCUGCUUACGCCGCUGCCGUGUCCAGCGGUAUGGCGCAGAUCGCAACAGGCCGGGUGGAUUUUGCAACCGCCUGGCCAACUGCCGUAACCGCCCCAGCCGUCACGUGCGACACCACCCGGAUAACGGUGUGCAACACCCUCACUUCCCGCGGCAGCGGCAUUCGCAUCCGUGACCAGCUCAACGCGCGACUGGAGUCCAUCGCUCGCUCCGCAAACGGCAUCUGCACCGCGUCUCCAGGAAUCGUGUUCACGGCAGCAGUGCAGGACGGCCGCGCCUUCCCGCCGCCGCCAGCCAGCAUGUCGUGUUUCCCGAUCGUGCCUGUGUCAUUCAACUGCUCGCUUCCCGCCAACCGCGAUUUCCCCUUCCGGCCCUGUGUCACCGCGCGCAACGCAACCGCGUUCGUGCUAGACAAGGUGGUGCCGGACACCAGCCGCGCCAAUUCGCACUGCUUCUAUUUCCGCAACAACACACCUAUCAGCCCCGGAGGGGUUUGCGCCUCGGCCGCCCGCCUCAACGGCGUCCUGUUCCGCACCAACAGCACCGUGCGACCCCGAGUGCGCACCGUGUUCGUGGAGAACGGCGCCGACCGCUCCGCGCGCACCGCCCUGGGCCUGGUGUGGACCAACAACGACACCGUUCUGAACGUGGCGGUGCCGGACUGGGGCGUUGCCAGCGUCAGCAACCCGGCGGCGCCGGACCCCACGCGGCCGCGCGUGUGCAUUCAGCUUGAUCCGGGCGUGGCGCUGUCUCAGUUUUGCGGGUCAGGGGCGGGCGGCGCGGCGGGCUGUGCCCUGAGUAUAUUGACCGACGUUGCGGACACGUGCUGCCCCGUGCAGCCCUACACGCCGCCGGCACUGGCGACAGCAGGCACUGCAGGCCGGCAUUGAGGCGGUCAUGAGUUGGUUGCACACACGCAGUAAAACAGUUGGGCUAUUGCUGUUUAUCAGCUUUUAUCAGCUUUGUACAAGAGCACAAGGCAUGAAAUAUAACUUUUUGUGUUUCACGUAGUACGGAUACUGUAGGGGUAGCUGGAGUAGCUGGAGUAGCUGGAGUAGCUCGUGGAGGGGGGGACGCACGCGUGAUAUGCAUAGUGGGGAGUGUAGAAGAGCAGCACAGAGAUCGGUGCUAGGGGUCAAGUGCGGGGCUGAACUUCCUGAACGUGUUCGUAUGCCACAGGUGGGGGCACGGCUGUGGGGCACGGCUAUCGGGCUAUGGAAGCAGGAAGCCCAAGGAAAGCGAACAUAGUCCGAAAUCCAACGACCCCCCAGUCUUUCCCAGCUGCAGUAGAUCUUGCGGUAGACCAGAAGAUGAUGUAGGCCCGUUGUCGGAGGUAUGAACAUGUCACCGAGGGGGCGCGCUUGAUGUGUGACUUGGGAUCCAUGUCAUGCAUUCUUCUUGGGCUUGGCUCUGUGUUGUACGCGUUUGUCGGGAGACGGGAGGGGCCAUGAACCGAGCCCGGGAUGUUCCCACCGGGGUAUCAAGCGCUGCAGCACCCAUAUGAAUGGCUAUAACGUGAAGCGCGACCUGAGGCCCCCAACCCUGAGGUCAGAGGGCCUGAAGGCUGUGGUUGACCGUGCUACAAACCUCAAAGGCAGGCGUGUACUGGCAGGGCUUCCCGGCCGUACGAAAUGGCCGAGCAAUUCCUUCCACUGAAUACAAGCGCUGCGCCUAUGAGGUUUGUCCGGGAGCCGCGCCAGUCUGGUGCCUGGGGCCCGCCCGCUGAGAGCCUGUGGUGUGAUUGCAGCCGCAAGCCGUGUGCGCGCCAUUGCGGGACAGGCAACCUGCUGCGGCCUGAGACAUGCACUCAUAAGCCGAUUAGUAUUGAUGAGUAUGAUGAGCAAAGAUACAGCUGUCGCUGCAAGUUGGCGACCGAACUCGCGCUGUGACUGUGAGCCGAGACACUUUG